Perca flavescens (yellow perch) is the source of this 4148-nucleotide messenger RNA. Its product is annotated as pre-B-cell leukemia transcription factor 1. The record is from RefSeq and is a predicted model, not a curated record. Gene Ontology annotation, molecular function: DNA binding; DNA-binding transcription factor activity, RNA polymerase II-specific. Lineage: Eukaryota; Metazoa; Chordata; Actinopteri; Perciformes; Percidae. Gene Ontology annotation, cellular component: nucleus. The transcript is spliced from 10 exons. The coding region runs from base 12 to 1373 and encodes 453 amino acids. Gene Ontology annotation, biological process: regulation of DNA-templated transcription.
CUGUAGCCUGUAUGAAAAAAGCAAGGGGAUGGAGAUUUCAGCAGCGAGACCACCACAGAGAAGUAGAUAGAGAAGCAGUAGAGAUGGACGAGCAGACGAGGCUGAUGCACUCUCACACGGGGGUAGGCAUGGCAGGGCACCCCGGCCUGCCGCAGCAUAUGCAGGAAGGCACCGGAGGAACGGACGGCGACGGAAGAAAACAGGACAUUGGAGACAUUUUACAGCAAAUUAUGACCAUCACGGAUCAAAGUCUGGACGAAGCCCAAGCCAGGAAACAUGCACUGAACUGUCACAGAAUGAAGCCAGCUCUUUUCAAUGUCUUGUGUGAAAUCAAAGAAAAAACAGUGCUCAGUAUCCGCGGCGCCCAGGAGGAGGAGCCUCCGGAUCCGCAGCUCAUGCGCCUGGACAACAUGCUGCUGGCAGAGGGCGUAUCCGGUCCGGAAAAAGGCGGAGGUUCGGCGGCAGCAGCAGCUGCAGCAGCAGCCUCAGGAGGAGUGGGGGCGGACAACUCCGCAGAGCACUCUGACUACAGGGCCAAACUGACCCAGAUCAGACAGAUCUACCAUACAGAGCUGGAGAAGUACGAACAGGCAUGUAACGAGUUCACCACCCACGUGAUGAACCUGUUGCGUGAGCAGUCACGCACGCGGCCAAUUUCGCCCAAAGAGAUCGAGCGUAUGGUGAACAUCAUCCACCGCAAGUUCAGCUCCAUCCAGAUGCAGCUUAAGCAGAGCACCUGCGAGGCUGUCAUGAUCCUGCGCUCCCGCUUCCUCGAUGCCAGACGGAAAAGACGAAACUUCAACAAGCAGGCAACAGAGAUCCUGAAUGAGUAUUUUUACUCACACCUCAGUAACCCCUACCCCAGCGAGGAGGCUAAAGAAGAGCUGGCAAAGAAGUGUGCCAUCACAGUUGCCCAGGUUUCCAACUGGUUUGGGAAUAAAAGAAUCAGAUACAAGAAAAACAUUGGUAAGUUCCAAGAAGAAGCCAACAUGUACGCUGCGAGAACUGCCGUGAAUGCGGCUAAUGCAUCCUCACAUGGAAGCCAAGCAAAUUCACCCUCAACUCCAAACUCUGCAGGUUCUGCUGGCUCUUUUAACAUGUCAAACUCCGGGGACUUGUUCAUGAGUGUGCAGUCUCUCAAUGGGGACUCGUACCAGGGGGCUCAGGUGGGAGCCAACGUGCAGUCACAGGUGGAUACCCUUCGCCAUGUUAUCAGUCAGACAGGAGGAUACAGUGAAGGACUCACAGCCAACCAGAUGUACAGUCCGCAGGGCAUCAAUGCAAACGGUGGCUGGCAGGAUGCUCCGACCCCCUCAUCAGUGACUUCACCCACAGAAGGACCCGGAAGCGUUCACUCUGACACCUCCAACUGAUCCUCGACCCCCCGUCACUCCGCCAUCCUCUGCUUCCAACUUCUUCCACUACUACACCCCCAACCACAUCUCCCAAAACCUAAGGUCAAACCACAUCGGGACUACACGUGCAGGAAACAGUUGGGAUAGGGGAUGACAUUUACGGACAAAUAUUUAACUUUUCCUAUCUGGACUACUGCAGCACUGUUAGCAGCCUGCAUAGGGGACUCAUAUUCACACUUCCACAGUUUGUACAGUUUCCACUUGAUGUCCAUGUUGCCUCUUUGUAUUUCUCUUACAUUAUAUAUUCACACAGUAGGCACACAGUUAGCAGCAUAAUGCCCCACGUCUUGUAAAUUGAAAUGCUUCCACACUACCUCUAUUCGAAAUAACAACAGAGAAAACAUAAUUUCAAAUGCUUCGUUUUUACAAAUUUUUAUAAUUAUUGGAAUUUUAUUGUACAUCACAUCAUGCCCUGUCAUAACACCUCUGUGCUCACACAUUAUGUUUAUCUAUUGUGCCAAAGUUCAACCCUGGAGGUGAAUUUUGAUUCAGACACAGAACAAUUGACCUGAAACACUAAAUCAAUGACGACAUUAGCAGCAAUUACGGCACGUCAAUAUGUAUUAAAGCACAAUAACACCUAAUGAUUGAACUCAAAAGGUAACAUUUGUAAAUGUCGAAGCAAAAACAAUUUUUUGGAUUUAACUAUAGGAGUCAUAUAAGAAAGAGAGUGUACAUGAUCAGACAUAGUCAGUGUGUAUCAGUGAGAUAAAUAUAGCCAAAUACUGCUGAUAACCAAAUCCAAAACAAAAAUUGUAAUUCAGAUUUUAAGGUACCAUGUUGUUGGGAUUGGACACAUUGCAUGUAUUUUCUCUGAAUUCCUGUUUCUUUCGUGAAAUUAUAUUUGUGUGAUAAUCCUGAAAGCAUGAUGUAACAUUUUGUGCACAGAUUACAGAAAAUUAUAUUAGAUGCUCAAAUUAAAUAAUUCGUUACAUGAUAGAAUUUCUUUACUUUUUCUUUUUUUUCUUUUAAAAAUGCAGGCAAAACAAUAAUUUUCUGUGCUCAAAAUGUCCCAUUGAAUGCUUGGGAUUGUGGCAUAAAUAUAAUUCUAUAUACAGUCCGUGCUGAAAGAAACUUGAGGUUACUUAUCCCUUAACCCCUGUUCUCUGAUAACAUUAGGCAGAAUCUUUGAAAGAGAACUAGUGUUUGUAUUCUCAGUAUUCAAGAGUCCCAUCACUUUUUGUUUUGUUUUAAAAUGAAUAAAAACACCACAUCGAUCAACACAAACCAAUUCAAAAUGGGAAAUUAAAUAUGUGACCUUUGUCAUAUGUACAGUAUAGUAUGUGGUCCAACAUGUAUACAUGAUUACAAUAGUCCUCAUGAGAUAUCAGCAUUUACAUAUUUUGAUACCAAAAAAAGGCAGAAUUUGUAUCCUCUACAUUGGGAUCAGCUUUAUUGAUGUUUUCUUUUUCCUCUUCUUGUAGGAUUUUAUUAUCUACGGUAUUAGUGAGCAUCCAAUAAUGCUCUAGUACUCUGUAUUCAAAGCCAAAAAAUGCAGUUGGAAUACAGUAGUGUUUAUAUAAAUUUAAAUUUAAACGGAAAUUAAUACCCUGAUGGCACACAAAUCCAGAUAAUAUCUGGAUAUAUUUUUGUCUCCAUUUUGUGAAUAACUCUUUUUUUUGUUUUCACUGGAUAUUAUUUUGCCUUGCUACAGGGCUGUUUCUUUUGUAUGCUAUGCUACUUAUAUGUGAAUUAGCCCAAGAAUGCUCUAUAUACAGUAUGUAGAUAUGCACCUUUACUCUUUUUUUGCAUCUUUGAAAUUUACACAGUAGCCAUUUUAACACAGCCUGAUGGAGUUCCUGUUGGAUUUAAGGUGAAGUCCUUAUUAUAUUUUGUGCUCAGACCACCAAAACAAGCCUGUUUCCAAGAUGGCUACUGUCUGAAUGAAGGUGACGUGAAAGGUUGUGAACAUUGCCUUCUGGCAUUGUUUUUAGCUUAACUGAACACUUACGGAAAACAAAAUUCAGUCCUGAAAUACCAAUCAGCCACAAUACAGCCUGAAAACCACAGGAUUUUUCAACAGUUGUCAGUGUGUUUGUAUUUAUUACACAUGUAUGAAAUCAUGGUUGUUUCAGAGCUACUGUCUUGAGGUCAACCACAGCAUGAUUACACCAAACAAACUAAUUUGGAUCAUUGAGAGUGGCUCCUCCUCGACUUACCUGUUCAGUAUUACAGUCUAGGGGCCGAGAACCGUUGUGAUACAUAGAACCUCGACUUCAGUCGUGUCUUCUGAAGUCAUUGGAGUGAAUUGACAGCACCAGCCAUGCAAGGCAAACACAAGGAUUGUUUUUGCACCCCUUGAAAAAACAGCUUAACUGUACUUUUCACAUUGCCUGUCAAAUAUUAUCAAAGCUUCAUGUAAUGAUGCUUUUUAGUUUUUGAAUAUAAAAAGAGACAUGAAAAGAAAAAUGGACGAUUUGUAAAACAUAAAAUGUUUUAUUUGUUGCAUGUCUUUUUUUCUCAAUAAAAUAACGUACUGCAGUGUUUUGAAUGUUAACUUCUUUUUUAUAAGGAUUUCAGAGUGAAAUCGUAGAGCCUUUUUCUUGACCGGUUUUACCUUUUAAGAUCUCUGCGUAUGUAAAAAGGUAUCGAAUGAAAAACUAUUGUCUUUUUAAUUCCAAUUCAAAACCCGUUUUCUGUGGAGAAAAAUAGCUGAAAGGUGUAGGUUUUAUGGUCUCUUAAUUUGUACUGGCAAUGCGGAUCUCAAAUAAAUAGUUUCUUUUGUUGCAUAAA